AAUUUGUGCCUAAAAUAGCUAGCGUAAAACAAGCUUCUGGGGUGCGCGAACGAUGGUGGCGGGGAAGCACCACCACGUACCUGAGCAGCUCGGAAAGGGAAAACACAGUCACUCUCAACCCUCAGUCCAAUUCAUCAACCUCAGGACGAGUGUUCACCUGGACAUCGAAACUCGACCUCUCCCUCUCGGUCUCGCAGUCGCCAUAAAGCGCUGGGUUCAGACAUGUCAGCCAACUUGCAUCGGCAGCCCUAACCAGCAACGUCACCACUCAUCCACCUGCAAACCCCAACACUCACUCAUCCACGUUGCCGAUCCGGAACUGGAAUUCCGCAUCCAUGCCGAGCACAGCCGCCUCCCGAUCCUCCUCAACCUCCUCGCCUUCACCCUCAACCCGCUCUUCGAAUUAUUUCACAUUUCCAGUAUCGUAUGCUGUCUCCGGUCUUCUCCGCCGCAUCUCCAGCGAGCCGGUCAACAAAGAGAAGCGACCUGCGUCGGGCCAAACGAGUCUCAACCAGAGUGUGCAGAGUGUGGACAGUAUGGACGGGGUGUAUAACCCACCGCAGCGGAAAUUGAGCCCGUUUCAACCACCGCCUUUGAGUCCGCUGUCAUUGAAGGGCUGGGGCGCGAGUACACAGGCGUCGGCGAGGUUAUUAACCAAGGCCCUGGCGGAGGAGAUACGGUUACUCAUGCCGCCGCGUUUGCAGCUGGUGGAUGAGUGGCAGUUGGCUUAUAGUCUUGAGCAGAACGGGGUCAGCCUGGCGACGCUGUAUGAGAAGGCGGAUGAGUAUCGUGGGAAGCGGGGAGGGUUUGUAUUGGUGGUGCGGGAUGGAUCCGGGGGUGUGUUUGGAGCAUACCUCAGUGACCCUCCCCAUCCCUCACCCCAUUUCUACGGCAACGGCGAAUGCUUUCUCUGGCGCGCCUCCGUCCUACUCCAACUCCCAGACGCGCUGUCCUUACCCCUUCCACCGAGCGCCGAUACCACAAAUGCGCCUCGCAUGACCACAAUAUCGGCUUCACAGCCGUCGCAUACAUUAAGCCCGCCUGCAUCGGGACAAGGCAGCCACAGUGGCACGAAUACCCCCGAGCGAAUAAGAUUCAAGGCGUUCCCCUACAGCGGCAUCAAUGAUUAUAUGAUUUUCUGUGAGCAGAGCUAUCUCAGCAUUGGCGGGGGGGAUGGCCAUUACGGCCUCUGGCUCGACGAUAAUCUCGAGAACGGCGUUUCAAGCGCUUGUCCCACCUUCGGGAAUGAGCCACUCAGCGAUGAGGGCACCAAGUUCGAGGUACUGGGCGUUGAAUUGUGGUAUGUCGGUGCAUGACGUGCCACUGCACUAAAAAGUGGCAUGGAAUUGGGAUUUGGCGUUGGGUGUUUCGGAUGGAAUGGAAAUCUCACCUCUAUUGGAGUUAACGGACUCUAAGGAACGGCAAAGCGUUUCCGGCAAAUUCUGGUACAUGGGCUCGUUCAGAUGAUAUCCUCGCCUAGUUUAACCCAUUGUAUUCGUCUCCUAUUCCAAAAAAAUCCUCGGAAUCCGAGUGGCCA
Molecule: messenger RNA, 1537 nt
Organism: Westerdykella ornata
Lineage: Eukaryota; Fungi; Ascomycota; Dothideomycetes; Pleosporales; Sporormiaceae
Product: TLD-domain-containing protein
Exons: 3
Coding region: 336-1316 (326 amino acids)
Biological process (GO): response to oxidative stress
Cellular component (GO): nucleus
Source: RefSeq, a predicted model, not a curated record